Molecule: messenger RNA, 1191 nt
Organism: Glycine soja
Lineage: Eukaryota; Viridiplantae; Streptophyta; Magnoliopsida; Fabales; Fabaceae
Product: thaumatin-like protein 1a
Exons: 3
Coding region: 52-1017 (321 amino acids)
Biological process (GO): defense response
Cellular component (GO): extracellular region
Source: RefSeq, a predicted model, not a curated record
CAACCUUUUCAAACUUUUUUUUUUCCUUCAUUCAUUUUUCAUUUAUAAACUAUGGCUAUGCCUCGAAGUUUAUUCAUUACUCUAGCUAUUUUCUUGGGAUUCCUUUCAGGUUCAUAUGCAGCGAAAUUCAGAAUCAGCAACGAAUGCAUCAGCACAGUUUGGCCAGCAAUUGUCGCAAACUCCACUUCCACCACCGGCUUUUCCCUCCAACCAGGGAAGUCCUACAUGGUUACUAUGCCCACCGGUGAAGUAAAGGUAUGGGCCAGAACCUUUUGUUCUUACAGUAUUGCUGGAAAUUUCUCUUGUUUCACUGGGGAUUGCAGCUCCUCAAACAUAGAUUGUCGCGGUGGCAACGCAAACCCCAAACCCCCUGUUACUCUGGCCGAGUUCACUCUGAACGGUUCCUAUGGGCUCGACUACUACAAAGUGAGUUUGAGGGAAGGUUUCAACCUCCCCAUGAGUAUCGAACCUGGGGGGAGCUGCAGAUCGACUGGUUGUGGGAGGGACUUGAACCAAAAGUGUCCCACAAAGCUGAAGGUGAUAAUAGACGGUGGGGACGUGGUGGGCUGCCAAAGUUUGUGCCAAGCUCAUGAGACGUGUAAGUCCACCUUGUUUUCCGAGUUUUCAAAGACCAAAUGCCCCGAGGCUUACCAACAUGGCUCCUUUACCUGUGCGUCUGCUCAAUAUUAUACAGUCACUUUCUGUCCUACCUCCUCAAGAAGUUCGAAGAAUGCAGAAAAAGAAAAGAAAUCUCCAGUAGAAAAUUCGGGAGGUCAAGUGCAAGGCUCACUCUACGUCCUCCUCCGGCUAUUAAAAAAGUAUGUGGUGCCUAUUGUUGCUGUCACCGUGUCAGUUUCUUUGUUCAUUACCUUCGCCUGUAUUUGUUUUCGAUGUAGAACAUGGUACAGCUCACCAAACAGACAAUGGGGAAUGGAAAUGGUCAUGGGACAAACUAGUACUACAGCUGAAGCCCUCGCCCGCAACCAACAACAUGUCUAUGCUGAGAUGGUUAAUUAAUAAGAUUCUGUUUGCUUCAAUGAUUUGAAAGUCUACUUAUAGUUUAGGUUUUCUUUUUAAUUAAUUGUUGUCUAUAGAUUAUGAAACUCUGCAAGAUUUGAAAGUACAGGUUUAUUAAUUGGUGAUGUAUAUUAGUCAAUGUUGUUUAUUGUAGACGGGCUACUCCCUUUUAUA